This is a messenger RNA of Guillardia theta CCMP2712, 843 nucleotides long. RefSeq lists its product as hypothetical. The record is from RefSeq and is a predicted model, not a curated record. Bases 255 to 692 code for a protein of 145 amino acids. The transcript has a single exon. NCBI's taxonomy places the organism in Eukaryota, Cryptophyceae, Pyrenomonadales, Geminigeraceae.
CGCCCCCCGUGACCCCUGCCUUUCCUCUCCUUGUCCUCGUUGUCGACUAUCCUGGUGGUGCUCCCCUUCGCCAUUCUUCAUCUCUGCUAGUCUUUUCCGCCUCCCCCGUCUUCUUCAUCGCCCGCAUCGCACCUUAAUUCCUUGUCUUCUCGCCCUCACGAGCUGAAAACCGAUCCUUGGCUUGCACUAGCGGCACCGCCCUUCUCAUCGUUUUUAUUAGCACAGUUUAUUCUCCUUGAUUUGCUGUGAUCGGGAUGUGCUCUUUCCAACGACCCAAGAAAUCCGGGCCCACUUGCUCUCAUGGAACUUGCGCACUAGUCGGAUUCUGCAUAAAGGAAAGGCAGCAUGCACAACAAGCUGCCAGCAUUGGCCAUUCUUCAUUGUCGGGUGAACACGCGCAGGAUUCCUCGUUCGCUGUUCAGGUUCCUCUUGCAACAAGUCACAUAGACGCAUCGUUCCACACCUCUGCCGCACUUAUGACAUCUGCCCCGUCGGUUGUACUCGAGAAGGAGAUGAAGAAAAUGGAAUUGCACUCCGUGAGUGAGGAACAUCUGAUUUGCGAUGAUCUUGAACCUCCUUCGCAUCUGCUGGAUGCUUGUGGGCCUGCCGGGGCGACAGUUAUGUUUCCGAUGAACAACAUAGCAGUCGAAGUGAUGGAGAAGCAAGAACGGCCUGAAGAAGUGAACUGCUGACUAGCAGGAGAACAGUUGCAGCGACGUGGUGAUGAGCUUGUGUGAAACAUGAUGUUGAUUGUACAUAGAGAUUAGAACAUGUUCAUUUAGAAUGAUCAGGCUGAAUGUACAUACUUUCCGAGGGCUAAACAAUAAACUUCAAUUAGACCAG